Molecule: messenger RNA, 1179 nt
Organism: Rosa chinensis
Lineage: Eukaryota; Viridiplantae; Streptophyta; Magnoliopsida; Rosales; Rosaceae
Product: E3 ubiquitin-protein ligase MARCHF7-like
Exons: 4
Coding region: 316-930 (204 amino acids)
Biological process (GO): protein ubiquitination
Cellular component (GO): membrane
Molecular function (GO): zinc ion binding; ubiquitin-protein transferase activity
Source: RefSeq, a predicted model, not a curated record
CCCACGCAAUUGGCAAGCAAUGGUGACGUAUGUUGCACAAACCUCCAUUACUACGCGUCGUUCUUCCCCUCUGCCCUUUGCCGAAUGGCCUCCAGAUCAUCAGUUUGCAUAUUGCUCGAAGCCAAUCAGGCUCGGACCCAGCUCCGGUCUCUCCGAGGCUAAGCCUAUGCCUGCCUACCACUGUCACGAAGAGCCUUAUAAAUGUGACAGAGGAGCUGCUAGCUCAACCACUUCACGCUAAAAAUACCGUCUCUUGUGAGCCAGAGAGAUUCUGAUCAGAAGCCGUAUGAAGGUGUAUAGUACUGUUGAAUUAAAAUGGAAGAUUCCGGCACUGAUAAAUCGGAGAUCUGCGUCGACGCUGCCGAAGUAGAUUCAGAAGAAAUGACAGAGGACAUGGAAACCAAGCACAUGUUGGAGCAUGAACCAUCCUUCUCCAACUCGUGCAUUGAAUGCCGGAUAUGCCAGGUCGAGGACUCCAUUGAUGAAAUGGAGUCUCCUUGCCGGUGCAGCGGCACCCUCAAGUUUGCUCACCGAGAUUGUAUCCAGCAAUGGAUCAACUUGAGUUACAAGACCACUUGCGAAAUUUGUAACCAGCCGUAUGAGGGUGGUUAUACACUACCGGUACCGCCCCCAGCGCCACCGCCACGGCAGCCUACCAGGAGGGAGGCCCUGGACACUAUAAGGGCUAGAAGAGCGCAUGUGGCAGUAGACGCAGAGGUAUAUCGCGCUCGACUUAAUGCGGCAAAUAGUGCCAUUUUAGGUCGAAGUUUUGUGUGCCGCAUUGCUCCUGUCAUUGUGAGUCAUCUUAAUUGUUUAAUAAUUAUACACUCAGUUAUAUGCACAAAGCAAAAUGAUAUAUCUGUACACAUGAUAGCUAGCUAUUUUCUUUUGUGUUCUUAUAGGUUAUCUGUUUAUACAUCAUCGUCAUAAUGAGUAACAUAGGCAGCGGGUAACAUAGGCGGCGCCCAUCACUUUCGAAUUGGAUCACCUUCACCUUCACCGUCUCCCUCACCCAAGCCCCUGGUGCUGCUGAUAAUGGUGGAAUUAAGAAAUUGAUUUCUCAUCACUUUCGAAUUGGAUCACCUUCACCUUCACCGUCUCCCUCACCCAAGCCCCUGGUGCUGCUGAUAAUGGUGGAAUUAAGAAAUUGAUUUCUCAUCACUUUCGAAUUGGAUCACC